AUGCCUCACGCAACUGAGUCAUUGAAUCUACCUAACGCACCUUCCGCCUCGUCGCCCAUUCCAAUUCCGGGCUCGACUACCUCGUACGUUCGUACUUCCACCUCCUCGUACGAUCCAACCACCACUCCUACAAACAUGUCCGAUUAUGUCGUUGCGACAAAAGAGAGUGCCAACUAUGAUCAAUUCAAUUGUGCAAAUUUUUCUACAGACGAUAUCUCCAUGUCUCUUCAGCCCGAAGGAAGGGCCUAUUACUGCUACGAUUAUAGUAGAUGUUGCAACGAGGAGAUCAACAAUAUACACGAUUUCCUUCAGCAUACUGACACUCGUCAUCCAGGAUUGUAUGUCGACCCAAAUCACGGAAUCAUGUCGUUCGACGCAAGCUCCAUAUAUUCUCAAUCACGCCUACAUGCCAUUCCCUUCUAUUCACUGAUGCCCGCAGUUUCCGCAUCACAUGAUCUAAAGAUCUCGGAAGAUCAUAAUAAUAGGGUUAACAGCGGUAGUCACUUUUCUACCUCCAUUUCCAAGCAGAAGUUCAUUGCUGAAGACGCGACGUGUGAUAAGGAUUUGAUUUUGACCUACCACCAACUACAAUACCCAUUACGUGAUCCCAACGUAACUGCUACCACAUUCCUCGGUGGGCAAACUUCUGGUCCUUCCUCCAUUUGUGCAGGUUACGAAGAUGAUGACCCUUCGGUACUGGACCUAAAUAGCAAUUCAUUCCACACCGAUCAUGAUCCUUUAUUCAUGAUUCCGUCUCCACCUUUGUCCCUCUCAUCCUGCCCAACAACACCCGUCUUCUUACAAUCUACUGUCUCUUCUCCCUUGGGACUGGAAAAUGUCGGUAUUCCAGCAUAUACGUCGAUAGUGUCUUCAGAAAAUUCUGCUACAUCAGCUUUAGGGCAAACCGCGUCACCUUCACACGUUAAUUGUGGCACAAAUACAAAUGAUCAACGCGGAGCUCCAACACCCGUGGAUCCAUCCAACACCGGAUCUGAAAACUCAACUAUGCCAACUUUAAAUCGUCAAUCAUCUUAUGACUCGCACGCGCCGACCUAUUCAACGUCUUCCCUAGAAAAGAAUGGCCAGAAUCGACGUACAUCCUUGAAGCCGAUUAAAAGUCAGUCGACUACUUACGGAUCAUUGACGAUACCAAAUGAGAAAUUAACAACCGAACGCGAUGGACGACGAGAUUUCUCGUCAUCAAGGACGACCGGUCCAUUAAAAAUGGAAAAACCCAUCUCUCCUGCCUCAACGUUGCCAUCAAAUGUCCAUUCCGCUGCUUUUAUGAUGACAACGGCCAAGACUUCUGAUCAAGCGCGCGGUCCACACGCAUCUCUGAGGCCUCAUGCAAAAAUGACUUCCUCGAUCGAUAACACAACGUUGACACCAUUCAUCCCUCCAAUACAUCCCUCACCCUAUUCGAUGACUCCAGUCGACGGUUAUCCUUUGGUUGAAUAUAUUUCUGGACAGACAAGCUCGAAUCCAGCGAUGGCGAAAUAUCAGAGGAUUCAACCAAAAACUGGAAUUUCGGUUUCGAUGGCAGACGUAUACACGGAUCCUUCACUCGGUUGUUCCACAGGUUCUUCUCAGGGUAACAAGAAUUCAAAGAAACGAGGUGUAUCUUCCUCGUCAGAAGCAAACAAACAGAUUAAAAGGAGGGCUUCCAAGUCCUCUGAAAAACCAUUUGAAGCUUCCCAUGCUUCUGUUAUAACAGACGAGCCCAUUAGUCUGACUUCUCGAGAAGAUACAGACAAAUAUCCUCACAAGUGUAGUGUGGCCGGAUGCCCGAAAGUGUACAAGAAUGCCAACGGACUUAAAUACCACAACGAGCACGGUCACGUCCCUCAGAGUAGUAACGGAGCUAGGGAAAAACCUUGGCCUUGCCGCCUUCCGGAUUGUCAAAAAGCUUAUGGUAGCAAGGGCGGUCUAACAUAUCACAUCAAUCAUAGUAUGUUUAUUUAA
This is a messenger RNA of Acaulospora colombiana, 1962 nucleotides long. The record is from the annotation of a GenBank genome assembly. Lineage: Eukaryota; Fungi; Glomeromycota; Glomeromycetes; Diversisporales; Acaulosporaceae.